This is a messenger RNA of Aspergillus niger, 1920 nucleotides long. RefSeq lists its product as uncharacterized. The record is from RefSeq and is a predicted model, not a curated record. Lineage: Eukaryota; Fungi; Ascomycota; Eurotiomycetes; Eurotiales; Aspergillaceae. Gene Ontology annotation, biological process: positive regulation of transcription by RNA polymerase II. The coding region runs from base 1 to 1920 and encodes 639 amino acids. Gene Ontology annotation, molecular function: DNA-binding transcription factor activity, RNA polymerase II-specific; transcription cis-regulatory region binding; zinc ion binding. Gene Ontology annotation, cellular component: nucleus. The transcript is spliced from 8 exons.
AUGCAUCACAGCCAUCCUUCUAGAACCCCGAGAGAAGAGGCUCGACGAUAUCGCGGAAAGCGCAUUGGUUCUGGCGAGGAAGCCGCGUGGAUUAAAUGUGAACGGCAGAUUUUCCUUCUUCGCCCCGCCAACGCUACGUUCGCUGCUAAAUACAACUUAUCUCCUGCACCAACGAAUCUAUCUUCCAAAGUCUUUUUCCGACUUGAUGAUUGCCUUCGGGCAGACAUGCGCUCUCACUUUGGCUGCGUGACAUGUAGACAACGUAAGGUGAAAUGCAACGAGGAGAGGCCUAUAUGCGGCCCAUGUGCCAAGUCCUCCCGUGAUUGUGUCUUCUCCGACUGCAUAUUUCGUCACUACAGUGCCAGCGACCUUGCCGGCGAUGAAACCGGAUACGCGACACAGACAUGGGUCAAAGUACCUUCUGACCUCGUCUUUUUGCAGGUCAAAGACCCUUUCGCUGACGACGAGGAACCAACAUUCCUUCUGGAGAAGCAUCGUUCAGUUACGGCUACGCCGAUAACCCCUGCCAGUGAACAAGAGGUGAUUGCGAGAUCUGCUCAUAGUUCCGCACUGCCUACAGGAAAUGGGGUCUUGACCGCAAUUCUGAUCCGACAUUUCAAAGAAGGUCCUAGUCAAUGGUUGGACUGCUUUGACACCAAUGCCUAUUACUCCAUCAAGGUGCCCGUCAUGGUGGCUACCCGGCCCAUGCUGAAAGCUGCUGCAUGUGCCCUUGCCGCCAAACAUCUGCACCGGAUGUGCCAGGGAGAUGCUUGUCGGAUGUUGCAGUUAGCCCAUCUUCGCAACAGCCCCCUUCAGUGGGCUGUUGGAGGGGUUGACUUGAAAUAUGAAUCGGUACGUCUCUAUGACGAAGCUAUUCGGUACUUGAAAGACGCGAUAAGGCUGGAGAUUCCGAACAGCCGGCGAGACGAGAUGUUCGCCGUCGUUGCCAUUCUAUGCAUGUAUGAGUUGAUCGAUGCUCCCAGUACCGAAUGGCGAGCACAUUUAAGCGCCCUGCCCUUCCUCUAUUGCGGAACUGUGGAUGACUUCAGCUCGACGUCCUCUCUACCAAAUUCUCUGCUGCAUAUCUCCCGCUCGGUUUUUUGGAGUCUCGUCCGCCAAGACUGUCUUUCGGCUUUCAUCAACGAGACACAAACUCGCCUCAACCUCUUCGACCUUGUCAUCUGGCGCAAUUUCGGUCUUAAUAUUUCCGCCCAUGGUCAUCUCUUACCACCCUCCGUCUCCUCUACUACCAUCAACACCCCCAUUUCCUCCUCUCCGAGCCCUCAUGCCCGAGUCCCAUCACACAGUGCUUGGCUUGAGGAAGACACACUCAGCAAUGCCUUAGUUUGGAUAAUGGGCAAGAUCAUAAACUUCAUCACGAGCGGUGACGGAAUCAAUCCAGGAGACUACGAGAGCCCUCCAGGCCAACGUCCAUGUUUCGGCACCACACAAGAGGAUCUCCUAGAACGAUGGAAAUUACUAGAGUUCGAGCUGACUGCCUGGUACGAUACCUUACCCGAUUCUUUUAAACCGUCUGGUCGUACCCAACUGUUUCUGUCCAAUCUCGAUCCGACACACCAAGAACCUAUCCCCACCCCUACGGAGAAUGUCGGAGAUGCAGAUACGAUAGAUGCGAUUUCCUUCAUCAUUCCCAUUUCAACCGUUGUUCGUGGCAGGACAGUGCUUCGAGGGGGAUGCGGAGAGGCAAUUAGUAGUGGAUCUGCUGCGACGUGUGGAGAGCGAUACGGGAUGGGCAACAGAGUAUCGGGUGAAGGAGUUGCAAAAGCAAUGGGCGGAUGGGGGGUUGCGGUGUGGGAGAUAGUUAGCCAAACCAUUCCAACUUGUAAGGAAGUGAAUCCUUACAAGCCACUCUUAUCUUUGAAUUUGCGGUGUAUUAUCUGGAUAGUGACAGUAUUGUGA